Messenger RNA from Biomphalaria glabrata, 1754 nucleotides. RefSeq names its product cysteine dioxygenase 1-like. The transcript is spliced from 6 exons. Gene Ontology annotation, molecular function: ferrous iron binding; oxidoreductase activity, acting on single donors with incorporation of molecular oxygen, incorporation of two atoms of oxygen. NCBI's taxonomy places the organism in Eukaryota, Metazoa, Mollusca, Gastropoda, Planorbidae. Bases 150 to 803 code for a protein of 217 amino acids. The record is from RefSeq and is a predicted model, not a curated record.
AGAGUCAAAUAGCAUUUUGUUAUACGGUUGGAUUUCGCGCUAUAAGAUUGCUUACAAUAAUUUACAUUGUAAAUUUUGUUUUUUAUUUGUUGAAAGUUAGUUCAAAAAAUGGUUUUCUUAGACAACUAAUUAAGUGUCCUUAACCAAAAAUGGACAUGGAGGCACAUCUCGGUGAAGGUAACAGUGAUGAAGGUGACAUUAUGUCAUUAGCAUUGCUUACUCACCUCUUGAGACUUGUCCCCUGGACGGACCAGAACGAGGCUGAGAUAAAGUGCCGUCGUCUGCUAGAGCGUUACAAGGGAGACGUCCACGACUGGGGAAGCCAUUUUCAAGAAGGUUAUGACUUCUAUGAUAGGAAACUUCUGCUGCAGAUCGAGAAGUUCACACUUCUGCUGCUGGUUUUUCCACCCAGAAAAGGCAACAAAGUACAUGACCAUGGCAGUUCAAGUUGCGUUUUCAAAGUGUUGCAAGGAGAACUCUUUGAACGUCAAUACAACAAACCUAGAGGGGGACAAGAACGACUAGUAAGGAAAGGGCAGAUAACCUAUCGACAAGGAGAACUGAAUACUUCCUCAGCUACCAAUACGCUUCACUGCGUCCGGAAUCUCAGUCGUCGGGAGACCGCCGUGUCUUUGGUCUUAUAUUAUCCAGCUCUGACUGAGUGCCACAUCUACACUAACAGUGGUCACGCCUAUGUAACACAACCAAUGUUCGGUCGAGCUGUGCCCACGGUCCAUGAUCUGCAUCGAUUAGACGGCGACAAUGACGAUGAUGCAGAAGAGAUUGAAGAUCAUGAACUUUGACUGAAAAAGUCAAUCCCCCAAGUCAAAGUCUUCAUCACUCAAAUAGGGGAGAUAACAAUGAAAAUGAAAUACGCAUUUUGUUAGGGAAUAACUUGAAUGUAAAUGGUUUAUAUUGGCAGUAAAUGUUGGUAACUCAAAGACGAAAUUUUAUAAAAAAAAAUUCAAGAGUUUUUUUUUUAUUAUUUCUUUACAGUAGAUCUAAUGAUUAUUAUCUUAUCUUAUCUUAUAUAAUACAGAUAUCUAUAAUAUCUAUACUAUAAGCCUUUUCUUUCCUAUUGAAUGAACAUGCUGUAGUCAUUCACUGUAUUAUAUUAUAUCUUGAUAUAUGCCCACAUGUAUUUAAAUGUCAUAAUGUUAAUAAUUAGACUUGUGCCAUUAGUGGGGGAUAUUUUAUUGCGAUUGGGCAUAGUGGCUUACCAGUUGUAGCCUAGAGUUAAUUAGUAAAGUGUACCUUAUGGCAGGGGGCUUUAGAGACCUUCACUUGUUGAAUGUAGGAGACCACAAAAUAGGACAAAGAAUACGAGGGCUAGACUAUUGUCUUUGUAGUGGGGGUAGCAAUGUAAUGCGAACCGUAUUUUAAAUGUGUUCCGGGCAAAAAGAAAUAUUACUAACAACUAUUUUAAAGUUGCGUAGCACGGGUAUUAUAUGUCUGUACGUAUGUAUGUAUGUAUAAAUACAAAUGUUAAUAUAAUAUGUUAGUUAAGGUCAAAGCUUGUCUUAGGAUAUGAAUUAUGGGUAAGACUGAAAGAGAGGCAAGGUUCGUCUGCGGUGUUGCAAUGUUGAACCUAUGGCCCAGGUAGAUGUUCUUUUGUUUUAUAAAGAAGUUACGUUGUACAUUGGACAAAGUGUAAUUAAAGUGAUCGGAAUUGAGUAGACAUCUUUGUAAAUUAUUGAUAAAUAGAACUAUAGCAAGUAAUAUGUGUUGAACGAAAAUAAACAUAGAUCUAGGUG